AUUGACAAACUCCAGUUAUAUUUUCUUCAAUUUUGAAAUUGUUUUGACUUAACCUCUUAUAGACAAAUAUUGAAAUUUAUUUAUUUUGGUUUGAAUUAAAUCCAAAAAAUGGCAUCGACUAGAGAAAGACGAGCAAAUGCCGGUAAUAAAAUGGCUAAGUUGUUAAAUGAAGAAGAGGAAGACGAUUUUUAUAAAACUACUUAUGGUGGCUUUGAUGAAGUUGAACAAGAUCAUGAUUAUAUGGAAGAGGACGAAGGUGAAGAUGAAGUGGAUUCUGACUUUAGUAUUGAUGAAAACGAUGAGCCAGUUUCUGAUACAGAACAAGAAAAUCCUAAAAAAAAACGUAGAUUAAUAACUAAAGCUUACAAAGAACCAAAAGCAGUUACAACUCAAUCAUCUGCACCUUUAAGGGAAAAGAAAAUAAGACGCCAAAGACACGAUAAAUUUCUUAUAGAUAGUACCGAAAGGAAGUCUAUACGUCGGUCUACUGCUGCUAAGUCAGCGGCAACUCAAAAGCGUUUAUUAGAAAGAAAUGAAGAUCAAAAGAAAAAAACUAAAGUAAUUAAACAUGAAACUUGGAAACCUACGCAGGAAGAAUUACUCGAAGAAGCAUUGCAAACUGAGCAAAUAAAUAUGAAAUCAUUAGAAAAGUACCAAAAAUUAGAAAAUGAGAAAAAGAAUACGAGAGCUGUUAGAAAAGCACAUGGAGGUCCAAUGAUCAGGUAUCAUUCUAUGUCAAUGCCUGUAAUGGUUAUUACUGAACCAGUAGAAAAAGAAGAUGUUAAAAUUAAUGUAGAAGAAGGAGAUGAUGAGAAGAAUGUGGUUCCAAGUUCCAAUAGUGUUUCUGACGUAUCCGUCCUAGGAGAUUCUGAAGCGACUAAUUGUGAUGCAGAAGUUGAGCCAAAAGAUAAAUUAGAUGAUGGCACAAAAAAUAAAAUAAAUCUUCAAUGUGAAGAAACAGGAACGUUUUACGAACGAUCAUUUAUCACAUUUGAAAAUGACCAAUUACUAUUAGAAACAUUUAAAAAACCUACUCCACUAAAGCCAGCAACAAAAGCUCUAUGUGCCAUAACAAGGCUCCCCGCAAAAUACUUAGAUCCUAUGACACAGUUGCCGUAUAAAAAUGUACAAACAUUACGUUUACUUCGUGAAGCAUAUUAUCGUCAAUUAGAAGCUCGUAGCGAUAUCAACGAUACUUCGUUAAGUCCAGAAUUAUUACGAUGGCUCGAAUGGAGACAAAAAAAUUGUGGUACAAAUUAUAGAAGCACUAUACGUCUUGAACCAGCAACGAUUUCUACAAAUUCGUAGCAUAUUUAAUUAUUUAAUAAAUAGUAGAUACAAGGAAAAAAGAACAAUUAAUAUUAUAAUUUUUAUAGUUAAUUAACGAUUCAAGUAAUAAUUAUCUAUUUUUUAAAUAUAGUAUUAUAGAAUUUAUACAAUUGUUUAAGUUGUAAAAAUGCUUUUUUUAAAUAUGUAAAAU
Messenger RNA from Polistes canadensis, 1480 nucleotides. It is a transcript of the gene YL-1, whose product is annotated as vacuolar protein sorting-associated protein 72 homolog. Gene Ontology annotation, cellular component: nucleus. Lineage: Eukaryota; Metazoa; Arthropoda; Insecta; Hymenoptera; Vespidae. Gene Ontology annotation, molecular function: ATP-dependent H2AZ histone chaperone activity. The record is from RefSeq and is a predicted model, not a curated record. Gene Ontology annotation, biological process: regulation of DNA-templated transcription; chromatin remodeling. Bases 109 to 1308 code for a protein of 399 amino acids. The transcript has 6 exons.